Molecule: messenger RNA, 1890 nt
Organism: Laccaria bicolor S238N-H82
Lineage: Eukaryota; Fungi; Basidiomycota; Agaricomycetes; Agaricales; Hydnangiaceae
Exons: 8
Coding region: 1-1890 (629 amino acids)
Biological process (GO): maturation of SSU-rRNA from tricistronic rRNA transcript (SSU-rRNA, 5.8S rRNA, LSU-rRNA)
Cellular component (GO): Pwp2p-containing subcomplex of 90S preribosome; small-subunit processome
Molecular function (GO): snoRNA binding; protein binding
Source: RefSeq, a predicted model, not a curated record
AUGGAGAGAGUACAAUUUCAGCAGGAGCAGAUGCUCCAAGAGCUCAACGAUCUUGUCGAUAAAAAGCUCUUUACUCAAAAAGAAGUAAAGCAUAUCAUGAAGAAAAGGACAGCAUUUGAAACCACUCUUAUUCGACGCGUCGCCAAAAAGGCCGACUACUUGCGCUACAUCACUUAUGAGAUGGGACUCGAGCAGCUGCGUCGCAAGCGGGUCGACCGUAUGAAAUUACAGCCUGCUCCUCCAACAGUGUCAGAUUACGCGUUGGUUCGGCGACAAUUCCACGUUUUCGAGAGAGCUCUCAGAAAGUUUAAAUCCGACGUCGGCUUAUGGAUACAAUAUAUUCAUGUCGCGAAACGUGAAGGAGCUCGUGCGCUAGUGGGCAGAAUAACGGCGAGAGCCCUUCAACUACACCCCAACACCCCCGCGUUAUACAUCCUCGCAGCGUCUCACGAAUUGGACAACUUGUCACCCUCAGCCGCACGCUCUUUGUUACAACGGGGAAUUCGACUCAAUCCUGAGAGCGUUGAUAUAUGGAGGGAAUAUGUGAGAAUGGAGUUGGGAUUCAUAGAGAGCCUAAGGCGUCGAUGGGAUGUACUUGGGAUUGACGAAAAGGGCAAAAAGAAAGCUGUGGACGAUGAUCCUAGUGAACGCAUCAUGGGUCACGGUGGUGAGGCCCAGGAUAUCUCGAUGGAGGAUGAUCUGGAUGCAUACGAGGGGGAUGAAGGCAGGGCAGCGCGAUUGCAAAUUAUGGAUGGUGGCAUCGUCAAGUCUGUGAUUUCGAGUGCGGCCCUAGCUAUACCCAAGAUUGCCUUGUUUGAAUCGUUGAAGGACUUGAUAUCAAGCUAUCCGUCACCGAAGAAGCUUUGCCAAUCACUUUUAGCUCAUUUGUAUGAGGUGCUUAACCAUACUCUUCCCAAACAUCCGCAAGCGAUACUGCUUCUUGCCAGCCGCUUUUUGGAAUCACAGGGAGAAGAGUUCGUGGAAGGACUGCGCCUAGCCAACGAAGAGCUGCUUACGAGAGUCAAGGACAAUGAUCAAGAAGCGUUCCUCGAGGUCUAUGCAAAUUUCAUCGAGGGGUGGUUUUUGAAGUUGGUGGAUGAUGACCUUAAAACCUACCUUAUGGCGUCUUUGACUUCCCUAAUCCAACGUGCAAGACCAUCACCAUCACUACUGUCUGUGCACAUCAAACUACUGAUGCAUUCAUCUUCGGGGAGCCCUGCCAAGGUACUUUGGAUUGCUGAUAAAUAUACGAGACAGGUACCGACCUCGCCACGUGUAUGGCUGGCAAGGCUGGCAGUAGAGAAGCAACUGUCGGAUGAACCGACGGAGAAAUGUUGGGCAGAAGCGAGAAGGUCAAUUGUUGGGACUGACGAAGAGAGAAUAGAGAUAUGGACCUGGGGUCUAUUAACGGCGGAAUCACCGCUGGCCAAGAAGGAAUUGCACGAGAGGUUGCUGAAAGAGAGUAUACAAGAUGUCUCGUUACGGGGCGUGCACGAGGCACUCCUCGUGAGAUACGUUGGUGUGUUGCACGAGGUUGGAGUUGAGCCGAACUCCGGGUUGAUGUCGGAUCAAGAAAAGGGAUGUGUGAAUUGGCUACAUUGGAUUCGCCAUAUGGCGAAGAGUUAUCUAACGACUGGGAGGGUAUGGCGGCAGGUGUUUGCGAGAGUGUCAGAGGCAUGUGAAGAAGGGGAGAAGGAGAAGGUGCUAGGUGAAAUCUUCGAGCUGUGGAAGAAGGAUGAGGGAGUUGAGGCGACGAUUGAAUGGGGACGGUGGCUGUUGGUGCAUGGGAAAGGGAGAGAGGCUACGGAGAUUGUGAUGAAAGGGAUGCAUUGCUUUGACAAGGAAACUAUAGAGGCACAAUGGAGAAAGGAAUUGAGUAGAGUAGACUAG